Messenger RNA from Aspergillus pseudonomiae, 348 nucleotides. RefSeq lists its product as uncharacterized. Lineage: Eukaryota; Fungi; Ascomycota; Eurotiomycetes; Eurotiales; Aspergillaceae. The transcript is spliced from 2 exons. The coding region runs from base 1 to 348 and encodes 115 amino acids. The record is from RefSeq and is a predicted model, not a curated record.
AUGAUUGAACGAGCUCAGCUUUUGCAUGACCAAGUUGCUUCUCAUAAGCCCCGACCACCAGAGGACUCGGCUGCACAGCUCACUCCAUCACGGCGAAAUGCUAUAGUACGAGUGACACCGUUACCGCUCUUCGAAUCUCCCCAAAACGAGAACGAAGAAAUCUCUAAUGGAGUGGCUUAUUGGUACCAGAAUUUCCGAGUUCAGAUAUGGUCCCCGGUAGCAUCGAUGGUAGGUAUACACUGGGAAAAGGCGGAAGAGCUUGGUUGGCAGAUGGGGAGAGAGGAGAUCAUCCAACGCUCCAACAGAUUAAUGGCAUACCGCCGAGAUUUCCGUGGUAAGAGUCUCUGA